AUGAAGCUUCACCACUCCUUACCAGCGUUUCUAACCCUCCUCACCCCCCUAACAACAGCAAAAUGCACACUCUCACCCCACGCCCAAGAUCUCUUCAACUACUCCAUGUCAAUCAACGAUCCCCGCUUCGACACCUCCUACAAAUUCAUCAGUUACCCGGAUAAAGGGCCCUGGAGCACCCGUUUUACGUGUUGGUAUGUAGCAGGGUUGUUACAGAGGAAUGACGUUGAGGAUUUGGAGAAUGCGAAGGGAGCGCUGGAGGGGAUUUUGGGGACGCAGUAUACGAAUGAGGAGGAUUAUGGGGAGGUGUGGUAUGGGACUUGGAAGUUGUCGCCGGAUCAGCCGACUCCUACACCGGAUUCGGAACUGUAUCCGCCUUCUAUUUAUAACACAUACGACCCGAAUUGGCGCGAGUUCAUCGGCACUCAGCUGGUCCAGAUCGUCGAAGAAUUUUCAGAUCUGAUCGGUGAAAAUCUCGUUUCUAGAAUUGUGAAAGCCAUGGAAAUACAAGCAAUCGGCGCCAUGCGUCGAAACGGUACCGAAGGAGACAAUCUCGUCACAGCAUAUACAAAUCCAGCUUUGAUGCGAGCCCUCACUGUAGGUUGGGUAGGCGUCAGAACGCAGAACCAAACCUACACCGACUUUGCUAAUAACGAAGGAGAAAUGAUAACUCAACUUUUCAGAGAAAGCGGAAACGCGUUUAGCGAAUACAACGCACUCACUUACUACGGGGAAGAUAUUUGGGCAUUAGCAGCAUCCAUAAAAUACGGGCCUGCAAACCAAACACUCACAAAGAACGCUCCGUUCAUGCUAGGUGCACUCUGGGACGACAUCGCCGAACAUUACAACGCCUACCUCGGAAACUUCGUAGGCCCAUACGAUCGAGCAAACAGCCGCGACCUGACGCAACACAGCGCCAUCCUCCCCCUCUGGUUCUGGGGCCUAUUCGGCUACGAGAACGCGCCUGAACCAAAUAAAAUGGAACUCGACUUACUGUUCGACGCAACACAAGGCGCAUCCUUCGCCUUAGUAAUGGAAACAAUUAAAUCUCAUAUUAACCCACAAACACUCGCAAAAAUCCUCACACCCCCCACCUCAACAGAAGAACGCUUUCUCACAAAAACCCUCCGCGAAAGCCUCUACAACGACACCACACGCACCACCACCUCCUACCUAUCCCGCAACCUCAUGAUCGGCGGCCAACAAUUCGCCGAAGAAGUCGUCCGUGGAAAACAAUUCGUGCCGGUCAUCGUGCAUUGGGCUGCUGAUCCGAAUCAUAUGCCGUUUCCGUAUAUUGGAUUCUUUAGUUUGUAUCCGACUGCGACGACGAUUGAUGCUGUUGCGAGUAAAAAUGGAUUGAGUAUUAGGUACCCGAAUACCACGCAGCCGGGCACUGAUCGGUUUGAGUUUAUGCUGAGUGGGAUACCGCCGGGGUGGAAUCUUGAGGGGAAUGUGGUGGAUGGUUUUGAGAGGUUGCCGUGUUUGGAUGUGAAUGUGACGGCGAGGGGGUUGAGGAGGUUGCCGACGAGGUAUGGAGAGGCGAUUUAUAAUCAGCUGUAUUAUAAUGUUACAUAUGUCGCUGAAGGAAACUUUACGGGCGUACCGGAGAUUGAGUUGGGGUUCAUGUAUACUUGUUAG
This is a messenger RNA of Glarea lozoyensis ATCC 20868, 1638 nucleotides long. RefSeq lists its product as uncharacterized. The coding region runs from base 1 to 1638 and encodes 545 amino acids. The record is from RefSeq and is a predicted model, not a curated record. NCBI's taxonomy places the organism in Eukaryota, Fungi, Ascomycota, Leotiomycetes, Helotiales, Helotiaceae. The transcript has 4 exons.